Messenger RNA from Didymella exigua CBS 183.55, 3800 nucleotides. RefSeq lists its product as uncharacterized. The transcript is spliced from 2 exons. The record is from RefSeq and is a predicted model, not a curated record. The coding region runs from base 71 to 3607 and encodes 1178 amino acids. Gene Ontology annotation, molecular function: ATP binding; ATP-dependent chromatin remodeler activity. Lineage: Eukaryota; Fungi; Ascomycota; Dothideomycetes; Pleosporales; Didymellaceae. Gene Ontology annotation, cellular component: cytoplasm.
GCACGACACAGCAGGACACGGCGACAGCCUCGAGGCUUGUGCUACUAGCUACCGAGUACUCACACGAUCCAUGAAAAGCAGCUCGCAGAAGCAUUGUGCGCCAUUUGCGCCUCUCAACACGCUCUCGUUACCGCAGAAACCGGCCUACGCCCCGCUCGACACGCCCGAAUCGUCCUUCUACGGCGACAGCAGUUCGCUUUUUGACGAAGCACCCAGCCCUUACGCUCCCCCGGCCAGCACACAGAGCAAGAUGGUGCGCGAACGAGAGCCAUCGGCCCUGCCCACGCGGCCGGAGCAGCAGAAGCCCGCGCCGGCUGCGAGCGUGACCGAGCGCAUUGCAGCACCGCAGUUUGGGCAAGCAAGUCCUCUGCGUAACCCGCUGAGACAAGACAAGCCCAAGCAUUCACAUCUGUUCAAUGUUGCUGCCCGCGCACCAAAUCCGCACACGGCGCCGCCUUCCUUCAAGGUGCCCCAGCGAGUAUCGGUCCAACCGAAGCCCGCCAAGCUGGAUGCUUUUGGCCGUCCAGUCGACGAUGACCUGUUCGAGAUCCCCGCCAGCAGCUUCCAGCCUCGACAGUUGCAGUCGACGAGCGUCCCGGUCCCUCGGCCAUUCAACCCGCCCGCGCGCACCGUACAGCCCCCACCGCGAUCGCUAUACACGUCGGUAGGACACGACAACGGCUUCCAGCCAGUGAACAAGGGCGCACACAACCCUCUGCAAGACGUGCGGAAGACAGUCAUCCUAGACGACGAGGAUGACUUUGACCCUGACGCCGCCGUCUUCGCCGACCGCGGCCGCUUCGGCGCACCUGACCUCAACGCCUACGUUGACCAGGGGCAAGCCAGCGAGAACAUCAAGGCUCUCCUUGAGGGUGCCCUGGACGAUGACGACGAAAAGAUCCCGCGCACACGAGGGCGAAAGAAGAAGAAGCAGCAGCAAGUGAAGGACGCUGCCGCCUCGCUGGCCGACCGCCUAAAGGCUCUGGACGUCCAAGACAAGCACUCCAAGCCCGAGCCUGAGGAAGAAGACGCGGAUGAUGACGAAGAUGACGGCUUCGUCGAUGGGCUCAAGGUCAGCCUGCUACCCCACCAGGUCGAUGGUGUCUCAUGGAUGAUCGAGAAGGAGACGGGUGCGCACAACAAGCGAGGAAAGCUGCCCAAGGGUGGAAUUCUGGCAGAUGACAUGGGUCUGGGCAAGACUGUGCAAUCCAUGGCACUCAUGUUGUCGAAUCCUCGGCCUGAGAAAGGCGCCGAGCCUGAGAACAAGAAGAACAAGAUCCUGGACAUCGUCGGCAAGGGCACUCUCGUUGUUGCUCCUCUGGCCUUGAUCAAGCAGUGGGAAUCUGAGAUCGCCACUAAGGUCGCGAAGACUCAUGCGCUGAAGGUCUUGGUUCACCACGGUCCCAGUCGCACAAAGUCCGCCGAUAAGCUCAAGCAGUACGACGUGGUUAUCACGACCUAUCAAGUCCUUGCAUCAGAGCAUGCACAGUGUGGAGACGGUCCAGACGGCCUCAAGAAGGGCUGCUUUGCCGUGCACUGGUACCGCAUGAUGCUCGACGAGGCCCACACAAUUAAGAACCGCAACGCGAAGAUGACUAAAGCCUGCUAUGAUGUCCGCUCGCAUUACCGCUGGUGUCUGACCGGUACACCGAUGCAGAACAACCUCGACGAGCUGCAGAGUCUGAUCAAGUUCCUCCGCAUCCAGCCAUACUGCGAGAUGUCGAACUGGAAGGACUCAAUUACAGGACCCAUGAAGAACGGCCGCGGCAAUCUUGCCAUGCGCCGACUGCAGAUCUUCCUGAAGGCUUUCAUGAAGCGUCGGACCAAGGAUGUACUCAAGAAAGAGGGAGCGCUGACCUUCGGUGGCAAGAACAAAGACGGUGCGGAUAAGCCAGCCUUCCAGAUCGUUGCGCGAAACGUCGAGACUGUCAUAGGAGAGUUCACGGCCAAAGAGCGCGCUUUCUACGAUCGCCUGUCCACUCGUGCACAGGAUCGCCUUGAGGAGUUGAUGGGUGGCGAGAAGCAGGAUUACAUUGGGGCCUUGGUGUUGCUGCUUCGUCUGCGACAGGCGUGCAAUCAUCCCAACCUCACCAAGAGCAAUGUCAAGGACGACAAGGAUGCGCUGACGACAGGAUCGAAGUCGGGAACUCAGACGGGCUUUCAGACUCCUCGCAAGGCUUCCAAAGGUGACGAUGCAGACGAUCUUGCGGAUCUGCUCGGUGGACUGAGUGUUGCGGUCAAGCGCUGCGAUCUCUGCCAGCGGACGCUGAACCGCGACAACGCUGCGAAUGGCGCGAUCCGCUGCAAUGACUGCGAAGAGGAUCUCCAUGCCUCGUCGAAGAAGUCGAAGAAGCAUAAGAAGAAGCAUCGCAAGGACAAGCACAAGUCUGACAAGACCAAGAAGUCCUCCAAGCCAAUCAUUACCGAUGAUGAUGAUGAUGAAGACGAGGCAGACGAUAUUAUCCGGCCGACCAAGUCUUCUCGCCAGCGCCGUGUUGUUGUGGAUAGCGAUGAUGAAGAAGAGGGCGAGUGGCUCGUCUCAGAAGACCAGCAACACUCCGAGAACCUCGGUGUUGCUGGCGGCACAGACGACGAGAAUGCCGAGGGCGGUGGCGACACACUGGCCUCUAUUGACUCACAAGCCACAGGCAGCGUCGACGACAGCAAGAGCAACCUUGAUUCUUUUAUCGUGCACGACACCGACAGCGAGGACGAAGCGCCCGUGGCCCGUAAGAAGCUCUUCAUCAAAGGCAAGCCUCGCACCGUCAACCUCGUGUCUGACUCCGAAGAUGACUCGGCGACAGAAGCCGACUCAGAAUCCGACCCCAACUCCGAAGACGACGAUGAUGAUGAAGACUCCGCCACCGACGCAUCAAACGACUACAACACGUCUGAUCUCGUCCCCUCCACCAAAAUCCGCCAACUCCUCAGCAUCCUCGAGAAGGAAACGCCGGAACACAAAGUCAUCGUCUUCUCGCAAUUCACUUCCAUGCUCGACCUCAUCGAGCCGUUCCUCAAGCGCGCCGAAUUCGCCUUCACGCGCUAUGAUGGCAGUAUGCGCAAUGACCUGCGCGAGGCGAGCUUGCAAAAGUUGCGCGAGGAUAAGAAAUGCAGGGUCUUGUUGUGUAGUCUGAAGUGCGGCAGUCUUGGGCUAAAUUUGACGGCGGCGAGUAGGGUGGUUAUUAUGGAGCCAUUCUGGAAUCCGUUCGUCGAAGAACAGGCCAUCGACCGCGUCCACCGCCUCAACCAAACCGUCGACGUCACCGUCUACCGCCUCUCCAUCCACAACUCAGUCGAAGAACGCAUCCUCGAACUGCAGGAAGCGAAGCGCAAACUCGCACAAGCUGCGAUCGAAGGCGGCAAGGCGAUUGGCAAGCUGAGCAUGAAGGAUAUUCUCAAUCUGUUCAAGCGCGAGGCCGAGUAUGACCAUACGAAUGUGGACAAGGAUGUUGACGAGAGCGUCUUUGCUAAGCGCAGGGUGCUUGAGAGCGGCAGUGACGAGUUUGCAAGCCAGGGUGAUUCAACGGAUAGGCGCCCGGCUAGGAAGGCGGGCAGCCUUGGGUUCAGGAAGGAGAGGAAGGAGGACAGUGUUUACGGUCGGCGCUGAGGCUUGGGUCCCCGGAUUUCGCUGCCUCGAAUGUCUUGGCGAUCAAGGGUGAGGCGGUUGGUGGUUCUGGACACGCAUCUGGGCAGGGAAGGCAUGAUAGAAGGCGUUCAGGACAUCAGGUUUCAAGAUUUACGCUGUUCUGACUUGACAGUCUCGGGUUUCAUUUCAAUGUGACCAGUGCACUCUCGCACCA